AUGGAAGCAGGCUCUCGAAAAUGCUUGAAAAUCUUUGCUGCUGUCACUGGUAUUUUCUUCAUUGUCACCAUAGUUGUUCUAGUCGUUCUAUUCGUCACAAUUUUAAAACCGAAAGAUCCUUCGGUUUUCACCGAGCCAGUAAGCCUAGAGGGAUUUGAGUUAGUAGGUUUCCCAGUUAUAAAGUUAAAUAUAUCGAUAAGAAUAUUGGUCACGGUGAAAAAUCCAAAUUAUGGAGGCUUCAAGUAUGAGAAUAGUACGGCUUAUAUCAGCUACCAUGGGAAUGUUGUCGCCGAAGCUCCGAUCAAGGACGACACAGUUCCGGCUCGUUCGACUCACAACAUGACCACUGUUUUGAGUAUUUUGGCUGACAAAUUGGUAACUGAUUCGCAUUUCUUGGGUGACAUGGUCGUUGGAGUGCUGAAUUUUACUUCAGAAACUACCCUGCACGGCAAGGUGAACUUGUGGAAGAUCUUUAAGAUGAAGGCAGCCAGUUAUACCGAUUGCAACAUUUCUAUCACUAUUGGAACCCAGAGUGCCGACUCCGUUUGCAAAUCUAGGGUAAAGCUGGAUAAGUAA
Messenger RNA from Pyrus x bretschneideri (Chinese white pear), 576 nucleotides. RefSeq names its product late embryogenesis abundant protein At1g64065-like. Bases 1 to 576 code for a protein of 191 amino acids. The transcript has a single exon. The record is from RefSeq and is a predicted model, not a curated record. Lineage: Eukaryota; Viridiplantae; Streptophyta; Magnoliopsida; Rosales; Rosaceae.